Messenger RNA from Myxozyma melibiosi, 2023 nucleotides. RefSeq lists its product as uncharacterized. The transcript has 2 exons. NCBI's taxonomy places the organism in Eukaryota, Fungi, Ascomycota, Lipomycetes, Lipomycetales, Lipomycetaceae. The coding region runs from base 121 to 1785 and encodes 554 amino acids. The record is from RefSeq and is a predicted model, not a curated record.
GUCGUGUGUGUCUUCCUGCCGCCAGAAAGAAGCAGUUUUCAUUUGCUGUUCUCUAAUUCAGCUGUGGAAGAAGCAUCGUACAGUAGUAACAAGUUUAUCUGCUAGAGCUUGCUGCAAGUUAUGGCAGACGCUACUCAGCCCGCGGCGGCUGUUCUCGACGAGGACGCGUUCGCGAUGUAUUCCUACUACAUGCCCAUCACGGAUCAUUUGCCAAGUGACAUUCGCAGAUCGCUCAAUCUUAUCACCGAACUCUCAGCCUGCUACGCAGCUCCAUCAAAUGAUCUCGACUCCUUCCUCUCCAUCCUCGAAUCCGCAGACUCUCCGAUCACAGACGAGACCGCUGCCAGACUGUCUCGGAUAUAUCAUCGUCUGCAAAACGUCAAUACUACCAGAAUGAUCCGGGAUCGCAAAGCAUCCCUGCGCGAGGCUCAGAGACUUGUCACGGUCUUGAAGCGUCAUUACAACAAGAUUGACCGCGAGAUCACAAAGAUGGAAAAAACGUUGAAUCUUCCGGUCACUACAACGCGUCGGGAUCCAUUGCAAAAUAAUCAAGAUGGCGGUGAUGCAGCAAAAAGUGAGGAAGAGAAUACGGCCGAAGCCAGUCGCGCUGCAAGAGAAGUCUCGCUCGCUGCCCCACCGUCUCAGCUGGCACUUCCCGAAAUCUCGAAACGACUCUCUGGACAGCAGUCGUUGUUCAAGCCUCCUCCCCAAGAGACCCAAGAAAUUGAUGUCUUGCAUACGGAUGACUCUUCCGAACAGCCAGCUGUAGAAGAUCAACCUGCCAGAGAGCCAGAUCGUAAUCCAGAACAUGGGCCAGAACAUGAGCCAGAACAUGAGAUGCCCGAGAAGAUCGAGACAACUGCCAAAGAAACCGAAACUCCCGCAGAAGAAGACGUCACCCCUGCCGAACAGGCACCAGUGCAAACAAGCUCAAGACAGCAAACGAGCGAACCUGUUGUCUCAGGCAAACCUACUCGCGCUACGAGAUCUUCUGAGGUCACGGUCCAUGAAGCCAGCACACCGACGUCAAAUAAACGCAAACGAGAUCACACGAAAGGCGUAUCGCGCUAUGAAUUAGCAUCUUUGGGUCUUUUAUCGACGCCGACGGCUUCUGAUGCUAGCAGUAGACGUAGUAGUACGAGACUGCGGAACGACGAGACGCCUGCUGCGAGUGCUGCAGCUGAAACGCCGAAUACUCGAUCGCUGCGAAGAGUUAGGGAAGAAAGGGCUGUUGCUAAUGCACCUAAGCCGGUGAUUUCUACAAAACCAACACAAGCAGCAAAGCCAUCAGCGCAAACAAAUUUACAGCGGAAUGCUGCAAAACCAACACAAGCGGUAAAGCCAGCACAGGCAGCAAAGCCAACACAAGCAGCAAAACCGACGCAAGUAAUAAAGCCAGCAGCGCAAAAGAAUCUACAGCGGCAUCCUGCAGAACCAGCACAGGCAGCAAAACCAACACAAGCGGCAAAGCCAGCAGCGCAAAAGAAUCUACAGCAGCAGGUAUCCAAGCCGACAAACAACAUCAAAUCAUUCAAAAAGAUACCAUCAGAGUUGAUUGCACCAGCGCAGCAGCAGAAAAAACGCAAGACACAAGACAAAGUCAAUGAAGACGAGAUCAGGUACUGCAUCUGCGACGAUGUAUCGUAUGGCAAGAUGAUUGCGUGCGAUAACAAAAACUGCCCUGUUGAAUGGUAUCAUUUGAAGUGCUCGGGAUUGUCGCGGCCUCCCAAGGGAGAGUGGUUUUGCAAGUCGUGUACUGUCCGGCUAGCAAAGAGGCGUCGCUAGAUAUCGGUAGAGGGGUAUGAGGAGGAGUUGUGGGUGUGGUGUGUUAUGAUUAGGUGGAUUGUACUACUAGGGCUGGGGAUCUAUGAGCAAUGUAUUUCAUAAACGUGCAUGUAUUCUAGAUAUUCUACUCGGACUCGGAUCCAGAGUCUAAAAUCAGAUAAGUCAGUGUUAACUCAGGCACGGAUCAGCAGGAGAAUGAGAUGUGAUAGCAUACCCUCGACAUCUUGGCCCUCUUCUU